AUGCAGGCACAGCCGACAAACGCAACGCAGGCGAAGGACAGACAUUAUAUGCAACUGUCUCAUAGCCUCGGAAGGCUUUCCAAUGCUAUCGGCCGCACUGCUGGCCUGUGCGAGCUGCUCAAGGUCGACUUGGACUCGAUGCGCACCUUGGCUGCGUCUCACGCUGCACAAUUCAUGACUGUCGCUACGGAGCUCAAUCCAGAUCCAGAGCCAGAUGAAGCAGAAGAGUAGGGUGGCAAGCAGACGGCAAGGUCAGUGCAUGACUAUAUGCGACAGAACUGAUCUCAUGUAUAACGCGGUGAUCUCACUCAAUCGAAAAGCGCUGUGCUUGCUAUAAUAUUGGUUUAGCUGUGCGACAUGUAGCAGCGGGUGAUUAAGCACGCCGCUGACCGGGGAUUUUUGGUGAUCACAAACGGCGUCCCUGUUGGGCCAUCUACAAGUCUGUAGUCCAAUUUGUCUCCUUCGAGCAGUGAAGCUCUGUGGAACGUCCCAGUUCCUGUUCUCGAUAUGUUAUCCUUGAUUCCUCCCUUUCAUGCAUACGCUGUGUUACUUGCGACUUCGAGUGUUAAUACCUCUUUUUUCUUCCCAUUCAGAUCACUUCGGCAACGAUUAUUAGCAUGUUGGCAACAGCUUGCGCUGACCGAGGCGUUGCUCCAAUGAUUUCUGUGUACAUAUCCUGAUCACAAUGACAGCAUUAAGUUGUGAGUUUCCUCUUGUUACCAU
Molecule: messenger RNA, 723 nt
Organism: Laetiporus sulphureus 93-53
Lineage: Eukaryota; Fungi; Basidiomycota; Agaricomycetes; Polyporales; Laetiporaceae
Exons: 2
Coding region: 1-231 (76 amino acids)
Source: RefSeq, a predicted model, not a curated record